AUGCUGGGAGCCCUCUCAAAGGCCAGCUCCAGCGCUGUGCGCGCUCGGCUGAGCUCAGGGGCACCUCGCGAUAUCCUAGGACGGGCUUUCGCUGCCAAAGUCGAUGGCGAUACCCUGAGCGUGGAGGUGAACCCCUUUACUGCCCACAAGGUGGAGCCCCCCAGCACCACCGUCACCGCCACCAAGGAUGAGCUCAUCAAGUACUUCCGCGAGAUGUACCUCAUCCGGCGCAUGGAGAUCAGCGCCGACAUGCUGUACAAGGCCAAGCAGAUUCGCGGGUUUUGCCACCUGUACGACGGCCAGGAGGCCAUCUCGGUGGGCAUGGAGGCAGCGCUGACCUACAAGGACUCCAUCAUCACCAGCUACCGCGACCACGCCACCCACGUCGGCCGCGGGGGCACGGUCGCCGAGGUGAUUGCCGAGCUGAUGGGCCGGCGCACGGGCGCCUCCAUGGGCAAGGGCGGGUCCAUGCACAUGUACAAGCGCGAGCACAACUUCUACGGCGGGCAGGGGAUCGUGGGCGCGCAGGUCCCCCUGGGCGCGGGCCUGGCGCUGGGUCACCAGUACCUGGACGACGGGUCGGUGGGCGUGGCCAUCUACGGCGACGGCGCAGCCAACCAGGGCCAGAUCUUCGAGGCCUUCAACAUGGCCAGCCUGUGGAACUUGCCCGCGAUCUUCGUCUGCGAGAACAACCACUACGGCAUGGGCACGGCGGAGUGGCGCAGCGCCAAGUCCCCCGCCUAUUUCUCCCGCGGCGACUACAUGCCGGGCCUGAAGGUGGAUGGCAUGGACGUGCUGGCCGUGCGCGCCGCCGUGGCCUUUGCCAAGCAGCACGCGCUGGCAGAGGGGCCCAUCGUGCUGGAGAUGGAUACGUACCGCUACCAUGGGCACUCCAUGUCGGACCCCGGCAGCACCUACCGCACGCGUGACGAGGUGAGCAACAUCCGCCAGCACCGCGACCCCAUCGAGCACGUGCGCAAGCUGCUGCUGGACGCCGGGCUGGCGGAGGUGGCCGAGCUGAAGGCGCUGGAGAAGGAGGCCAAGAAGGAGGUGGACGCGGCCAUCGAGGCGGCCAAGGCCGCCGAUUUCCCGGGCCAGGACGUGCUGGCGGCCCACAUCUACAAGGAGGGACUGGGCAUGCAGCUGCGAGGCGUGGACCGCAUGUCCUGGCUCACUGCGCCCAAGCAGGAGGACUGA
Molecule: messenger RNA, 1197 nt
Organism: Auxenochlorella protothecoides
Lineage: Eukaryota; Viridiplantae; Chlorophyta; Trebouxiophyceae; Chlorellales; Chlorellaceae
Product: Pyruvate dehydrogenase E1 component subunit alpha, mitochondrial
Exons: 4
Coding region: 1-1197 (398 amino acids)
Biological process (GO): pyruvate decarboxylation to acetyl-CoA
Cellular component (GO): intracellular membrane-bounded organelle
Molecular function (GO): pyruvate dehydrogenase (acetyl-transferring) activity
Source: RefSeq, a predicted model, not a curated record